Molecule: messenger RNA, 7762 nt
Organism: Chroicocephalus ridibundus (black-headed gull)
Lineage: Eukaryota; Metazoa; Chordata; Aves; Charadriiformes; Laridae
Gene: PAK2
Product: p21 (RAC1) activated kinase 2
Exons: 15
Coding region: 1285-2862 (525 amino acids)
Biological process (GO): regulation of axonogenesis; regulation of MAPK cascade; intracellular signal transduction
Cellular component (GO): cytoplasm
Molecular function (GO): protein serine/threonine kinase activity; ATP binding
Source: RefSeq, a predicted model, not a curated record
GAACCUGGUUCAGGUCUCCUGCUGCUGGUGGUGAGUGAUUUAGGACAGCGCAGUCGCUGGCUGGCCGCUUGUUGCUGCCUCUGCAGCAGAAGAGAGAGCGCAUUUGUUCUUCAGCCGCUGCAGUUCACGUUACGAUGGUGUCCAAGGCUGCUGAGGAUGAAAAGAGUAUUGCCAUUUUUGCUGCAGGGCAAAAAAACCUUUGUCAAAAGGAUGGGACAGCCGUUGGGAGUAGUGUCAUAUACUGUAGUCACCAGCGCUGGUACCUGUGAGUAUGUUUUGUGGAGUAAGCAGCAGAACUGUUGGGGGGAAAAAAGCUUUUAGUUCUUUUUGUGUCUUUUUUUUUUUGGUGUCAGUGUAGUGGAUUACAGCACUGUCCUGUGGUGGGAGUGAAUCUCUCUGAAGUCUGUAGUUAAGUAUUGUUUGCAGCUUCAUAGCUUGUCUCUGUGACUCAUUCCAUUGCUUUCUAGUUCUUGUAAUUAAAUAUAGUGUGACUAGUGAUUGCGAGGGAGCUGCUGAUGUGCUUGUAUGCUGGUUACUGGUAUUAUCUUCACUGGCAAAGAUGAAAGUGAAUCCCUUUGCCGUGGUUACAGCCUUUUCCAUGUAUUACCUUUGUCCCUUCUGUCAUUUUUCUUCCAGAUUUAGCAUAUUUUUAUGAGGUCGCUCAAACUUAGGUUAACCAUUUUAGUAACUGUCUUUCAACCAAGCUAAAAAGCCACCCCACCAUUAGUUGUGUUGUCUGAUUCUGUCGGAGCAAGAUGAACCUGACAUCCCCUUUCCCAGUAUACAGACUCCUGGCAGGCUCUGGAGAAAUGGUCCUUGCGGUUCUCUGCGCAAGCCGUGAUUCAGCAAGGCAGCCACGUGGGUGAUGGUGCAAGAGUGAUUACGCCGAGCUGCAGUGAGAUGAACAGCCUCCUCUUCCUCUUUUGGGGGAGUCAGAGAACAGAAAAGGAGCUUCAGGGUGUAUUUGCACUUUUUUUUCUUUCUUUCUUUCUUUCUUUUUUUUUUUUUUAAUCCCUCCUCCAGUCAUCGCCCAUAAUGCCAAACCUCCGCAGCAAUUUCAAAAGGACUUCCUGACGCUGUGGAAACUUUCCCUGCAUAAUGAAGACAGGGUACGGAGAAAGGAGAGGGGAAGGGGAACUGCUCUUCUGCAUUCAGCUGUCAGAGACUCGCUGUUUGGAUUUGAACCUGAACAAAAUGAUUGACUUUUAACUUCCGAUGAUGACUGAUGGAUCAGCCUUCUGUUUCCUGAAGCCAUCUGUUUGCUUUCACUAGCUAUUGAGAACCAUGUCUGACAACGGAGAACUGGAAGACAAGCCACCAGCUCCUCCCGUCCGGAUGAGCAGUACUAUCUUCAGUUCAGGGGGCAAAGACCAGUUGUCUGCCAACCACAGCUUGAAACCCCUGCCCUCUGUACCAGAAGAGAGAAAACCUAGGAAUAAAAUCAUCUCCAUAUUCUCUAGCACUGAAAAAGGAAGCAAGAAGAAGGAAAAGGAAAGGCCAGAAAUCUCCCCACCAUCAGAUUUUGAGCAUACCAUCCAUGUUGGCUUCGAUGCUGUUACUGGAGAGUUCACUGGAAUGCCAGAGCAAUGGGCUCGAUUGCUGCAGACCUCAAAUAUCACGAAGCUAGAACAGAAGAAAAACCCCCAGGCGGUACUAGAUGUGCUGAAAUUCUACGACUCCAAAGACACGGCAAAACAGAAGUAUCUGAGUUUUUCUGCUCCAGAAAAAGAUGGUUUCCCUUCAGGAACGCCGACGACCAACGCCAAAGGUUCAGAGCCAUCAACAGCUGUGGCAGAUGAUGAUGAUGAUGAUGAAGAAGCUCCUCCUCCCGUUAUUGCUCCACGGCCAGAUCACACAAAAUCGAUCUAUACACGGUCUGUAAUUGACCCCAUCCCUGCACCAGCCGGUGACACUUCUGUUGACAGUGCAACGAAAUCAGGCGAUAAGCAGAAAAAGAAGACCAAAAUGUCAGAUGAAGAGAUCAUGGAAAAACUACGCACUAUUGUGAGCAUAGGAGAUCCCAAGAAAAAAUACACCAGAUAUGAAAAAAUUGGGCAGGGGGCUUCAGGUACAGUUUUCACAGCUAUUGAUGUGGCAACAGGGCAGGAGGUUGCUAUUAAACAGAUAAACCUGCAGAAACAGCCCAAGAAGGAGUUGAUUAUUAAUGAGAUCUUGGUAAUGAAGGAGUUAAAGAACCCCAACAUAGUCAACUUCCUGGACAGUUACCUCGUAGGAGACGAAUUGUUUGUGGUGAUGGAGUAUCUAGCUGGAGGCUCUCUCACAGAUGUGGUCACAGAAACAUGUAUGGAUGAAGCACAGAUUGCUGCUGUUUGCAGAGAGUGCUUGCAAGCGCUUGAGUUCCUGCAUGCCAACCAGGUCAUCCACAGAGACAUUAAGAGUGACAACGUGCUGUUAGGAAUGGAUGGAUCAGUUAAACUAACCGACUUUGGUUUCUGUGCUCAGAUCACCCCAGAGCAGAGCAAGCGCAGCACUAUGGUUGGAACUCCUUACUGGAUGGCUCCUGAAGUGGUCACACGGAAAGCGUAUGGCCCUAAAGUGGAUAUCUGGUCUCUGGGCAUCAUGGCUAUUGAGAUGGUGGAAGGAGAACCCCCAUACCUCAACGAAAACCCCCUGAGGGCUUUAUAUUUGAUAGCAACUAAUGGCACACCAGAGCUGCAGAACCCCGAGAAACUGUCCCCAAUAUUCCGGGAUUUCUUGAACCGAUGUUUGGAGAUGGAUGUAGAGAAAAGAGGAUCAGCCAAAGAAUUGCUACAGCAUCCCUUCUUGAAACUGGCCAAACCUCUGUCUAGCUUGACGCCACUGAUCUUGGCAGCCAAAGAAGCAAUGAAGAGUAACCGCUAACAUUACUGCCACAGCCUUCAUCCUUUUUUGUUUGUUUGUAUUUUACAAAUCUUUAUAAUAUAUGAAAUUGUUACACUUCUGGGGGGAGGGGAGGGAUUUUGUGGGAGGGGAAAACGUCUGCAAAAGGGAAGAAACUCUCAUCCAGAAGACACCCAAAAGAAAUUGUGGUGACUCUAGCGAUCCCUGUCUGGGGUCCAGAAGGAAUUGAGGACUGAAUUACUGGCCUUUUUUUGUUUGGUUUGUUGUUUUGUUUUUUGUGGUUGGUUUUUUUUUUUUGUUGCAGACAGCCCAGAAAUGCCACUUACUGUGCCCGGGGUUUUUAAGGGUUUUUAACGACUUUGCUGUUACAGCUCCCAUUCGUUGUACCCUGCUGGGUACUUUCAAUACUUGAAUGACAGAUUCAAGCUUUCAGAGAGCAGUACUAAUUUUACCUGCUGAUCUCUUUCACUCUCCUCUUCCUCCCUUCUACCUAUUUACUUUUAAACCCUGCUAGUAAGCUUCUGUAUGACUAGAUUCACGGCAAGUGUGACAAAUGUGAAGGUACAUCUUGCCCCUCGUAUUUUUUUUUUUUACGGAUUAGCUGUUACUGUACUGUAGAGUUGACAACUUGGCUACUUAAGAAAUCGUAAUGUAUUGAGAUGUGUUUUGUUUUUCAAGAUGAAUAUGGAGAGGGGGGGAAGAGAAGUAUUCAGUUGUUUCUUAAUGCCUGUGCUCUGUGGACUUUUAAUCAAAGAUGUGGCCUCUUUGUAGAAACUUAGUGAUCAGUCGAGUCUUUUGAUGUCGGUUUAUGGGAUAUGUAGGUAGGGGUCAGAUACUUUAUUUAUGAUCAAAUGAUCAGCUAUAGUCAGGGCAAGAAAAAAAAUUCCAGCUGUCUUCCUGUCUGCUCUUUUUUUCCCGUUAGACUUGCUGGCCAGAAGCUUAAGGGAUAACGUGCUUGGUGCGCUGGGUGGUUCAAAAACACGUAUUGUAUCUGUUCUGACUUGGGCUUUGGAAGUUAUGCUGGUGCCUUUGACUUUUUUAUUUUACAUUUCCCUUCUUUGUAUCAAAUACAUUUUUGUAUAUGUUGUAAUUUCCCCCUCCCCCCGCAAGCAAAUAAUGCAUCAGCCUAUGGAGUUGUCAGAGUUUAAGUAUUAGAGCUAUUUUUUCCAAUUUUGUAUGUGCUCCGUUUGUACUAAUGAAAUCAGGAGAACAAAUAAUCAGAUCUGAGGACACUGAAGGUGCAGAAAUUUUUAAAUAUGAUUCGAACAGAAGAUUAUGAACACCUGGAAAUGCCAAAGCGCUGUUCUGAGAAGGCGAAAGCUGAGAGGGGAGAACAGUGCCGUCAGACGUCCAUGGGGCUUAUUAUUUGACUGGCUAGUCCGAGGCUGAGGAGACGUGAUGUGUCGCACCGAUCCUUUCUCACUAAAGACGUUGUACCAGCUAGAAUGGCUGACGUCAAACAUUCAAUGCAAGAAAAAAGUGCCUCCCUCUGACGGACAGUGAGCAACUGGAGCGGUUGAGUUCUUGGGGUGUUACCGGGGGCAAGUGUAGAAGAGCCUGUGCCCCGGCUUCUUCUAGUGCUACAGUCUAUGCAUUUCAGCUGCCCCGACAGUUUAACGAAGAGCCAACUGUAGUUACAAUGUGCCAAACGAUUCUGUGAAAGAAUAACUGUUACUUUAGGGGGAUUUUAUUGCAUUCCCAGCAGGGCAGGACCUGGGACGGAUAGGGUUAUGGGUGGGUAUGGACGGAGGACCCUGAAUAAAACUUUUUUGCACACUUUUACAAACAUUGCUGGCAGAAAAUAGGUCAUUUUCAGCUAAUUUCGGUAUUUGUAUAGCGAUAGAGAUGAUUGUGUUUUGGGGACUGGUAGCCAAGGUAUGACAAAACCAACUUCCAGCUGCGAGCGGCCGGCCGGAGCAGCGGGGUCUGUUUGUGUUGGUGAUGGAGGGAAGUGGGAUGAGGGUCUCGCAGCAUCUGCUGCGACUCUCUGGCUUCUAGGAAAUGGCGCGGUACCAACCAGACUGCCUGGAUGUGCAGGGCACCGCUGUGCCGCGGGUCAGCUUGCAUUCUGCUCUAGCAUGGUAGUAAACAUUUGUAUCGGGUAAAUGAUGUUGAGUGCUCCAUCAAAGGAAUGAAACCUUCUAGCUGUAAGUGUAGGAAUAGUUAUGGUUUUAAAUUUGAGGAAGUGUCUCGUUCUAGGCAAGUAAGUCUAGAUGCAUUUCCCAGGCAAAAUGCAUUUAUGAGCCAUGGACAGUAGUAAUGGCGAUGCCGCAGUUUGAGAGUGUCUGGCUCCCUCAUCAAAUGAAGCAGCGAGGAGGCUUGGCUGAGAAUAAAACCCCGUCGUACCGAUGAUUCCCUCUUUGUCCAUUGCUGGCAAUGGACUUUGUGAAACUCCUUGUGCCAGAGUUAAACUGGGAGCUUUUCUUUCUUUCUUUUUUUUUUCCCCCCACCUUUUUUUUUUUAAUGGCACAAUCUAGGCAGUAAGAUAACGUGCGAAAAAUUUAGUUUUCUUUAAAAAUUGAAAACCAAGAAAUCAUAAGUACUUUAAGUUAUUAGUUCAUUUUCAUUGAUGAAUGAGAAUGGUUUAAAACACGUUACAAAAUUUGUCUAAUUUAGUCUACUUAGGAGAUGAUUUCCAAACUUACAGCCAUCUUAGCACACAAAACUUGGCCCAGUCCAGAAGUUACCAGAAACAUAUCUCGGCACUUGCUGUGUGACCUGGAAUGGCGUUUAGCCCUGAAGGCGAGAAGUGUCCGCAUCUCCCCUUCCCCGCACGGCAGUUUUCUUGUUACAUGGUGAGGUUUCUCACCCUCCCGCUGCCAGAAAUGGGGGCCAGAGGUGGAGCUGGCAGAGGAGGAGAGCCAGUAGAAGGUUGCUGGACUGUGCUUUUGUGUCUUAGUAGGUCAGUCAUCGCUUUUCUAAUGAUGUCAGCAAGAUUAAAAAAUGCCAGCCGUGUUUUUUUUCCCCCCUGGAGGGAGCAGAUCAGUGUCCUUAAGACUUGCUGCAGGGCUGUUCAACUCUGCUCUACUGCUGGGGCAGCCAGAGACCAGCCGGAGCUGGAGCAGAUGAUGCUGAGGGAAGGAUUGCAUCUGAAAGAGCUGGGAUUUGCUCUCUCUUGGGUGCCAGCACAAGGUCCCGAGUCAGAUUCCCAUCAAAUAUGCAUGUGAUACAUAUGAAGCGUGAUGUACAGUGCUGUGGUGAGUUGGGUGUAUGGAGCUGGGCAGUUUAUGGCUGAGUCGCAGGCGUGCCGGGAAUGUGUGAUUCCUGGGAUUUUCUUGUUACCCUAGAAUAAACCAGACUUUUCAUUAAUAGCAGCCACGGUGCUGGGAACAUGCACUUUGACCUGCCUUAGGUGUUAACGAGACUAAUUGUAGGCUUCCCCCACCCUGGCUCUCUGGUGCAGGGAGGUGCAAAAGAUGUGGUGAGAGCAGAUGGGAGAGACUGGCUCCCUCUGUCAGAGAGGCUGGGGGCUGGGCUGGGGAGGGGGCAAGGGGGUUGUUCAGGGUCUCUCCAGCUAGAGUUGAAUAAAUAAAUGUCUCUGAUUCGUUUUUCCCUCUGUUCCUCACGCUGUCAAUGGAAAUGGAAGUAGGUGCAAGCUUUCUUUUUAUUUUUUUAACUGUCUUCAGAUUUUAAUGUUGCCUUUUGUGUAAUUUAAUCCCAUUAUGUUAUUUAAUUGUUACUGCAAUAUUAACUACUGUAUUUGUUGACUUUGUUUAAUAACUGUUCUUUCAGGGCUAGAAAUAAACUUUUAAAAAACAUUUGUUUUUUUUCCCCCUUCCCUGUCAUGAGUUUAUACCUUUUAAGACGAGAGUAGCUGAAAAGAGUACACGUUUCGAUGUCUUAAUGAGAUUACCGGAAUGUAUUUGUUUGUAAUUAAGAUUCUUACGAAUGCUUUAAUUGUGAUGGAUAUCAUUUUAUGCUAUGCUAGCCUGUCCUGUUUCUUUUAAACUUUGAUUACUCAUCGGUGUCUGUACCAGCCCCGCGAUAACCGCAAGCUUUCCUUGCCGUCGCGCACUGCUGGCAGACGGUUGCGCCUCCCGCAAAACGCUCCAGAUGACUGAUGGGAGGAGAGCGGCUCUGAAACACCCUUUUCACCCACCGUGGAAGAGAGAUCCCACGCUCUUCUUGCGAAGGGAGCAAAGCAAAGACCAGCCCUAGUCUGUUACAGUCGCCUCUUCCACCACUCGUUUGCUGUAAGGUAGCCUUUUGAUAGUGACUGGGGUGGGACUGACGGGCCAGUAAACUGCGAUUAUGGCAAUACAAUGAUGUUCCAGUAACUAAUCUUAACGAGACUGCUUUAUUUUGCACCGUGAAUAUCAUCCAGUAUCCCGCAGAUAAACAUUUAUGGCACAGGAGACGCGGGGAAUGAGCUGUCCUGGUGCCUGCUUGGAAGACGCUGCUCCAGGUUCUGCGCCGUCCACGCUGAUCAGCGUUUGACCGGCAGAGUCGCACCGGGCGAGGACUCGGGAUGAGAUGGAUGGUGCCUGUUGGUAGGCUGCGGAGACUCACUCGUGUAUUUCAUCGAAACUACGAAAAUGCUGUGGCGUGUUGGCGUGGCAGCCUGGCUAAAGAAAAGGACAUCUAUGCGAAUUUACUUUGGGGUUGAGAGCAGUUCAGUUGAAAUCCAGAUGAAGCGUCUGGCUCCGUUGUGAAUGUCGAGGACUCACCGUGUCGUGUGUUUCCCAUCUGUUGUUGGGAAAUCAUCUCUUCCCCUUUCUUGCAUGUUGUACAAGCUUUGCUCAUACCACUGACAAAGGGAAAUGAAGAAACCACUCGUCUUCAGAAGCCUUUUCAACCAGACAUGAGAAUGUUGUUUUGCACAAAGCACUGUCUCUUCAGGUUAAUUAAUUUGUUGUAGUAUCUUUGUCUUGAUAUAUAAUUGACCCUUUAUGCAUUUAAACUGAUGUUCUCUAACUCUGCA